AGGUGACAAGGCUGCCAGUAUGAUGCAAGCAAGACACAGGGGAACUGCAGUAGCUUUUUUUCCUUCUGCUUUUUUUUCCGAGUGUCUUUCGAUAGUGCAAAAGCAUGCUUCAUAUAAGGCUGUGGAGAGUUGUCCAACUCGUCCUUUUUCUUCACGUUAGUUUCACUUUCACUACGGUAGAAGAAACUACAAAUAGACCCUUUUUCCUUCUACUUCCACUUGAUUCAAAAACUUCUACCAAAAUCACGACAUCAGGCCCGCAGAGAGGUUGAAGCGUUAAAGAAAGCUAGAGAAGAGGCAAUAGC
Messenger RNA from Amoebophrya sp. A25, 305 nucleotides. NCBI's taxonomy places the organism in Eukaryota, Dinophyceae, Syndiniales, Amoebophryaceae. The record is from the annotation of a GenBank genome assembly.